Molecule: messenger RNA, 4600 nt
Organism: Paramecium sonneborni
Lineage: Eukaryota; Ciliophora; Oligohymenophorea; Peniculida; Parameciidae
Source: the annotation of a GenBank genome assembly
AUGGAGAAAAUGGAAAUGGUUUCAUCUUAAUUACCAUUAGUAAAGGAUAGAGGUGAAUGGAAUCAAUAGACAUUUAUUAUUCGACCAAAAUUUGAAAAGAAAACUCGCUAGAGUAUUGAUAAUUAAUUAGAGAUACAGUUUCCUUUGCACAGAGAGUUUGAUUUUGUAGCAAAUCAUGCAUUAGGUUUUAAAGGGAAAGGAAAUGUGGAUUUGUUUAAGUUCUAUUAUAGAUUAUACAUGAAAAAUAAGUUUGCAAUUCAGAAAAUAAGAAAGGAGAAGAAAGCAAAAGAUGGAUAAAAAAAGAAUGAGAUUACAAAGAAGUAAUAACUAAAUUAGACCGAAGAACCAAAUACAGAAGAAAUACGUAAUGCAUACAAAACAAUACAAAUUAAACCUCCAUCAUAGUAGAAAUAACUGAAAUUUGUAAGGGAUUGUAUUAAGAAUUUAUAAGAAAAGGCUGCAAUAGUAAAUAAACAUAUAGAAUUGCCUAAAUUAGUUAGUCCAUAAACUUAAAUAAAAGUAGUGAACAUGGAUGUUACAAAAAUUCCUUAGGCAAAAACUAGGGAUUAAUAAUUAGAACUGGAAGAAUUAAUGUUAAGUAGAGUUGUAUAAGCAAUUUAAGAAUCUUAGAUGGUUUCACAUGAAGAUGUAAGAAAAGUAAGAGAAAUCAUUCUUUAAAGACAUAAUUAAUUAAGUGAGAUGGAGAGAGAAUUAUAAUUGAAUCAAAUACUCGGAAUUAAAAAAUAAAUAUAUGAAAGAGAAGUUGCUAUGAAAAAUGAACUUAAUAAACCUCCAGGAAUUGAUAAUCCUGAUAAUUUUAAUGAAUUAAGUUCUAUUUAAGAAGUAUCACUUAUUCGAUCUAUUUAAUAUAAAUCUUAACCAAAUGUCAGUGUUACUGAAUAUAAAUUUAAUAAUUAUGAAGAUGAACCUGAAUCUAAUGAUAUCACUAAUAAAUCUAAAAUAGAUCUUAAAUAGAAGUAAAUUGAAGAAACACUAAUCUAAGAAUAAUCUACUGAAAUGCAAUCCAUCUUAUAAUAAAUUAGAUCUUCUUCUAUUGUCACAAAAGGAAAUGAAACUGAACCUAGUAAAGAUAAAAUAUAAGAUAAAAAUAAAUUAUUACCUACAUUAAAGUUUUUAGAAUAAGCCAAAUAAUAGAUAGCUUAAAGAUCUGAUAAUGAUAGCCAAUAAUUAUUGUAAUAACCAUACUUCUAACCAGAUAUUGAAGAUACAAGCAAAUCAAAAAUUUAGUAAAGUUUAUCAAUGGUUUCGUAAUUAUAAAAUAAAACCAGUAAAACAAUUAAAUCUAGUAUGAAUAGAUCUAAUUAAUUGAUUUCUUCUUCAUCUAAUCAUCAUUCUAAUUAAUUGAGUCUUGAAAAGAAACCUAUUGAAUCUAUGAGAAAGAGUGCUUAUAAAUAAAAUAAUGAAGAAUUGAAACCUAAACAUUCUACUAAAGAACUUGAUGCUAGUGAUGAAUUCAAAUUUGAAAGAUAAAACUAUUAUGAAAUGAAAUUUAGUCAAAUCUUAUAAAGAGUUAUUGAUUAAAAGAAAAUUCAAGGAGGAGAAGAAUCUUAGCAUUCUUAAACACUUUCUUAAGUUGAAUCUGAAACAGUCUAAAAAAUUACUUAAAAUUUAGUAACCAAUAUAAUUAAUAUGCAUAAAAAUCCUACUCCAGUUAUGGAUUAACCUUCAACUUUUAAUUAUCUUGAUAUAGAAUCUGAUGAUUAAGAAAAAGCAACUAAAAGUAUACCAGUUAUAAAAAAUGAAGAAAUACCUGAUGAACCAUAGAGACAAUUAUCUUAUAAUAGAGACAUAACUCAUCUAGAUCAUACAUUUAAAAUUGAAAGUUAAGUUUCUCUAUCAGAUAAAAGAUUGAAUGAAGAAUAAAUUGCUAAUAUUAUAUAAUAGAUUUCAUAAUAAUUACAAUAAGCUUAAAUUCCUCCGGAUUAAAUUGAUAAAUAAUUACAUGAAGUUACAAAUAUCUUGCUUAAACAUCCUAUUGGUAAAUUGUCAUCCAAAUUAAUGAAAUAAUCUACAACUAUUAUGUAAAAUGAACCAACUAGAAAAAUCUAUUUAGAAGAAACUAGGUAUCCAGCUAAACCAACUAAAAUUACACAUAAUAGAGAUUAAAUUGAUUAUUUAAAAUUUUAUGAAGAAAAUGCUCCAUCUAAAUAAGAAAAAUCAAAAAAAAGUUAUAAAAUGCUUGAUAAUUCUAAACGAUCUAAAUAAUCUGCAUUACUUAAAAGUAUGUCUGAAGAUGAACGUAAACAAUUUCUAGAUUCUCAUAAAAUGAAUCUCUAAGAAAGAGCUAAUUCAUAAGAAAUGGAUGAAGAAAUGUAAUUUCUAUAAUCUGUUAUAGAUGAUUAAAAAAAAUAAAGAGAAUAGAUUUUCAAUAAAAAAUAAUCGCAACCAAAUUAAUCAGGUAAGAAUACAUCCAGAGAUUAAAUUGAUUUCGAUGAAUCAAGUGAAAAAUAAUAAAAUACAUUUCGUUCUCAUAAUCCACCAACCAAUAUUAAUUAUGAAUCUGAUUAAAUUAAAUAAGGUUAAACUGAAACCAAUUUUAAUAUAAGAAGACCUUAGAUCAAAUAAAAAACAGAUUAAACUUUCAAUAAAUCUGAAAAUACUUAACAAUUUUAAAUCUCAAGUUAAUAAGGUACAUAAAGAACUGAACCUAAUAAAAGUAAAACUAAAAGAAUUAAUUAAGAAGAAAAUGAUGGAUCAUAAAAAUCUUAAGGAACUUAUAAAAGUCUAAAGCAAGGUUAUAAAGAUAGAAGUGAUAAAGAUAAUGAAAAAUAAGAAAUUCAUUCUCCAAAUACAUCAGUUGAAGAAGUACCUCAUCAAGAUGAAUAAGAUCAAUAAACUGAUAAGGAUGAUGACUAUUAUGAGGAAGAAAUCCAAUAAUAAAUAGAUGAAAAUGGUAAUACAAUUAAUGUAGUAACCAAAAGGAGUUUUAAACCAGUUACAGAAAGAACAAAAAAAACUGAUCCUAGAUAAACUGAAAGAUCUAAAAAAUCAAAAUAAUCAGAUUAAUAAUCAUAAUUAUAAGUUAAUAAAUAAAAUCCAAGAGAAAAAACAAAAUAAUCUUAAUAUAAAGAAUAAGAAUAAAUUUAGGAUCAGUAAGAGAACUCAAAUACAUAACAAUAGCCAAUUUAAAAAUAGAUAUCAUCUUAAUAAUAAUAAUAAUAAUAAUAAUAAGAAGAAUAAUAAGAAGAAUAAUAAUAAUAAUAAUAACAAUAACAAAUUUAAUAAGAAUAAAAUAAUAAUAAUAAUAAUAAUGAAGAUAGAUAAAUUAAAUUAAAUUUUUAACGUUAAGACAGUAAUUAAAAUGUUGCUGAAAAUUAAUCUUAAUAGAUUUAUUCUUAAUAAUUAAGAAAUAGAACAAAUUUAUAGGAUAUUUAAUUGAAAAACUUUUAGCCUUCAUAAAAUUAAUCUUUGGUUAAUAGCAGUGGAACACCUCAAUAAAAUAAUACUCCUUUAUAAGUACCUGGUAGAAAAUAGGGAAAUAAGAAAACAAAAUUUGAAGAUUAAAGUGGAAACAAUAAUAGUAAUACACCUUAAGCAAAAUUAUAAAGAGUAAAAACAAAACUUUCGAGAUUUUAGGAAGCAGCAAAUAAUAAUGAUGAUGAUGAAUAUGAUUAUGAUUGGGAUGAAGAGGAUCCAAGUAAUAAAAAAAAGAAAAUUACAUCAAAAUCAAGUAAAUCAACAUUAAGAAAUGAUAUUUAAUCGCCAUCUAUAUCUCCAAUGACAAAGUAGCAAAAUCAAGCAACAUUGGCAAAGAAGAAAGUUUAUGAUCUAAAAUAAGAAUAUGAGUUAAUUGCAAGAUAAAAUUUAAGUUUGGCAGAUUUGAAAAGAGAUAUUGAAAAGAAAAUAUGUCAAUUAUAAAAUCCAGAUGAUGAAGCAAAAUAUAAUAUUUAUUUAUGUAAGAUUAUUUAAUAAAACAUAUAUAGAUGAAUAACGUUAAAAAUAAUUGAAGAAUUUACCUUAAACAAUAGAAGGAUUAAUAAAUGACAAAAGAGAAAAUGAAGAUACAUGUGGGGAUACAAUAAGAAAAUUUCAUGAAAAUAGAAUGAGAUAUAAAGAUGUUAUAGAAAAGGAUUAAGCACUUAAAUUUACAAAUCAAAUAUAAUUAGAUGAUGAUUAAUAAACUUAAAUUAACACUUAGUCUCAUCUUGAUGAAUAUAUGAAAGAAGUAUAAAUGAAUAUAUAAAGAAUGAUUUAAUAGGUGUAAUUAGGUAAAAUAUUAGAUUAAUUUUUAUUAGAAUAGAUGAGAGAUCAUCCAGAGGUAAGAAGAGAAUGCUUUGAUUAUGAUACUAGUCUUAUGUAGUAAAGGAAAAUGGAAUCAUUAACAAGUGAGAUAGUGUAGACAUAAGCAUAAAUGAAAAUAUAUGAAGAACCUACAUAAGAAACUUAGAGAAGAACUCAACAUGUAGAAUAAGAUUCUGUAGUGUCAAAUUUAAUUGAUAAAAAAUUUGAUGUUUUAGCAUAAAAAUUAAGAGCUUUGAAAAACAAGAAUCCAGAAAAAUUUAAUUAAAUUGUAAGUACAGAAAUUGUAAAAACAGAUUUAUUUUUAACAACUACCAAACACAAAUAUAUAUUAGAAUGA